Molecule: messenger RNA, 3468 nt
Organism: Oppiella nova
Lineage: Eukaryota; Metazoa; Arthropoda; Arachnida; Sarcoptiformes; Oppiidae
Source: the annotation of a GenBank genome assembly
AUGUUAACUACACUUACCCUGAUACUAGUGUUAACGGCGGGCACGUGUAUGUCCCGAGUGGUGGAGUGCCCGCACACUCAGGAAAUAGUGGGCGGGGAUGACGCCAAACGUGGGGACAAUCCCCACAUGUGUUCACUACAAUACGAAGGGCGCCACUGGUGUGGCUCAGCCAUCAUAAGCGGGGAAUGGCUGCUCACGGCUGCCCAUUGUCUUAAAGGGGUGGACAUAAACAAACUAACUGUCCGAUGUGGUACACUACUACACGCUACCCGAGGUAGGGUCUACCCAAUUAGCCAGGCCAUUAUUCAUGAAAACUUUGACGAGUACGGUGACAACGAUAUUGCCUUGCUCAAAAUCAAUGACGAGUUUCAACUAGGCACUCGGGACAUGAACAAAAUUAAUUUACCUGACCAAGGCACAGAUAUUGCACCAGGGUCAGUGGUAACAGUGAUUGGCUGGGGUUACCUUGAUUACAGCGGCACUGACCUGGCACCUACAUUGCAAACCGUGGACGUGCCGGUUGUCGAGAGAUCUAAAUGUGUAUAUCAGUACCGGGAGUAUAAUCACGUGACCGACAAUAUGAUUUGCGCAGGGUUAGAUGUCGGUGGUAAGGAUGCUUGCCAAAGUGAUUCAGGUGGUCCGGUAAAAUUCAAUAACGUAUUGGUGGGCAUAAUAUCAUGGGGUCACGAAUGUGCUAGACCACUUUUGCCAGGAGUUUAUACACGAGUGGGCAACUAUCGUAAUUGGAUUAGGACAAAUUCCGGUGUUACAUUAUGUUUAUGUUUACCUUGUUCACAAUCUCGUCAUCCACAUAAGCCAAAUAUUGUAGGGGGAUCGGUGGCUAAACCUGGUGAUAAUCCCCACAUGUGUUCAUUACAAUAUAAUGGUAAACACAUGUGUGGUUCUGCUAUUAUUAGUGGGGAAUGGCUACUAACUGCUGCCCACUGUAUUAAAGGCUUGGACGUAACAAAACUAACUGUUCGAUGUGGCACACUAUUACAUGCAUCACCUGGUAAAGAUUAUACAAUUAGCCAGGCAAUUCAACAUGAAAACUUUGACCAAUACGGCGAUAACGACAUUGCCUUGCUCAAAAUUACUGGUCAAUUUGAGCUAGGAACACAAGACAUUAACAAAAUAAACUUACCUGAGCAAGGCUCAGAUGUACCAGCUGAGACCCUGGUCACAUUAACUGGUUGGGGUUAUCUAAACUUUACUGGCAAAGAUUUAUCACCUACAUUACAAACAGUGGACGUACCCGUAGUGGACAGACCUAAAUGUGUUAAUGAGUAUAAGGACUAUAACCCUGUUACCGAAAAUAUGAUAUGUGCAGGGUUAGAUGCCGGUGGCAAGGAUGCAUGUCAAUACGAUUCCGGUGGCCCAGUUAAAGUGAGCAAUGUACUGGUGGGCAUAAUAUCGUGGGGCAAUGAAUGUGCUAAGCCAUUGUAUCCCGGUGUUUAUACCAGGGUUGGUAAUUAUCGCGAUUGGAUUAAAACAAAUACUGGGGUCCAUGUUUGCGCCCCAUAUCUAUGUUCAUUGCACAAUAAUGGCCAACACUUUUGCGGUGGUGUUAUCAUCAAUGAACAGUACGUACUAUCGGCUGCUAAUUGUAUUAAUAGUCUAGAUUUGUUUCAAGUGACUAUCCAAUGUGGUUUACAUAAUAAAGAUUUCAAUGUUAGCCAGGUUAUUUUGUAUGACACAUUUAAUCAAAUCAGUGAGCAUAAUAUCGCCUUGCUCAAACUAGAUGGACUACUCGAAUUAGGCACUAAUGACACCGAUAAAAUAGACUUACCUGAGCAAGGUUCAGAUGUUCCUGCUGAUACCAUUGUCACAUUAACUGGGUGGGGAUAUACAGGGGAUUUAUCACUUAAUUUACAAACAGUGGAAGUACCUGUAUUGGACAGACUUGAUUGUAUCACCCAGUAUAAUUCAUAUAAGAUUAUCACUGAAAAUAUGAUUUGUACAGGGUUACAUGUAGUUGGUGAUGAUAUUUGUAACUAUGACAUUGGUGGUCCCGUCAUAAUGAACAAGCUAUUAUAUCAUGGGGUAAUGAAUGUGCCAGUCCAUUAUACCCCGGUGUAUUUACAAAAGUUGGCAACUAUCGAGCAUGGAUUACAACAAAUUCAGAUUAAUAUUGUAGGGGGUAGUGAUGCCCAACCGGGGGCUAACCCUCACAUGUGUUCCCUACAGUUGGACGGCAAACACGGUUGCGGUGCGUCCAUAAUCAGUGCCCAAUGGGUGGUUACGGCUGCACAUUGUGUCAGUGAACAUGAUCCAGCACAAUUUAUACUGCGUUGCGGUACAUUGAAACACGCUGAGCCGGGUACUGACUUUAAUAUCGCCGAAUUCAUAGUACACCCUGAAUUCAACCAUGGUGCUUACAUGGACAACGAUAUUGCAUUAAUCAAACUCGCUAGCGAAAUACCGUUAGGUACAGGUAGCAUGGACAAAAUUUCACUACCUGACCAAGGUUCAGACUUGGAGCCUGGUGCUAUGAUAACAGUGACCGGGUGGGGAUACCUUCAAAGUGGAAGUGGUGUUAACGCCGAUAACCUGCAAACGGUUGACUUACCGGCAGUUUUGAGGACUGACUGCGUGAAUGACUACCCUUUCCAUGAUAUCACGGAUAAUAUGUCGUGUGCCGGAUAUGACGAGGGUGGUAAGGAUUCGUGCACGAAUGAUUCAGGUGGACCGGCUAAAUAUAAUAAUGUGCUAGUUGGUAUCGUGUCAAUGGGGUUUGAAUGCGCUAAACCACAUCAGCCGGGUAUAUAUGCCAGGGUGGGACAGUAUAGGAAUUGGAUUCGGGAAAAUUCUGGAGAGGUAGAGAUGCUCAACCAGGUGAAAACCCCCAUAUGUGCUCGCUACAAUAUCAAGGAAAUCACUAGCCAGUACGCCGUAACAGCCGCCCAUUGUGUCAGCGGGCGCGCACCCGCCAACUACAAACUUCGUUGUGGUACAUUAAAACACGCUGAGCCGGGUACUGAUUUUGAAAUUUCCGAUAACAUAGUCCACCCGGAAUUCAAUUACGGCGCUCAAAAUAACAACGACAUUGCCCUGAUCAAGUUUACUACCGAGAUACCACUUGGCACUAGGAUAAUGGAUAAAAUAGCCUUACCUGAUCAGGAUUCAGACAUGGAGCCUGGUGCAAUGAUAACUGUCACGGGUUGGGGUUACCUUAUAGAUGGCAGUGGCGUAGACUCAGAUACUUUACAGACAGUGGACGUACCGGUAGUUUAUAGGGCUGACUGUGCCAAUGAUUACUCAAUGUAUGAUAUCACGGAAAAUAUGUCGUGUGCCGGGUAUGACCAGGGUGGUAUGGAUGCUUGUACGGAUGAUUCAGGUGGCCCGGCUAAAUACAAUGGGGUAUUAGUGGGUAUUGUAUCAUGGGGACUGGACUGUGCCAAACCACACCAACCUGGUGUGUAUACCAGGGUGGGAAAGUACCGCAAUUGGAUUAGGGAUAAUACUGGG